AUGAACGUAUCAACUAGCACGAGCGCAAAUAAUACGUCUGCCUCAUACACGCCAUAUUCAGUGCCUUCACGGGUAGAAGGAAUAACAGUGUCUGUCUUUUUCUUGUUGGAAGCGUUUCUGAUUGUCGCGGGAAAUUUUGUCACAAUUGGUCUCUUUGCAAAAGAGAAAAAACUUCGAAAGAAGAGCCUUUUACUGAUUGUAAACAUGGCUUUCGCGGAUUUGAUUUCAGGAGCUGUUUGCUUGCCUUUGUAUGUUUACUUAGUUAUCGGGCCCAUGUAUCGGCUAUGGAAAUGGGAUACAUCAUACAAAACGUUGCGUAUCGGUUGGGCCGUUGUUGAUACCACCUUCGCGCAGGCAUCAUUAAUCUCAGCUGUUUGUAUAGCCUGUGAACGGUUUCACGCCAUUUUUCGGCCGCUGAAACACCGAACUCUAUCACUCAAAGCGUACUUCAUUGUAAUUGUUAUCAUCUGGACGCUGGCUAUGCUUGUUUCCGCGGUGUGCAAUACAGCAAAUUACUUAAUUUCAAACAUAGCAGCUACUUAUGCUUGCAUGUCAUUCCCUUUGCUGUCUCUAUUUAUUGUUUGUCUUUGUAACAUUGGUAUUUACAGAACCUUUCACAAGAGGAAAGUUUCUCCACAGCAGGGAAACAGAGCAUCUCAAACCCAACACUUGACCGUAACCUUGUUGCUCGUGUCCACCGCCUCUUUACUGUCAUGGCUUCCUCUAGUGACUGCAAACUACAUAUUUUAUGUUAAAAACAUUAUCAUACCUAAAAGAGAUUUGAUUUAUAAUAUCAUAAAUAUUCUCAACUAUUCAAACUGUUUUGUAAACUCGGUUGUUUACUCCUUAAGGAUACCUGAGUUCAGACAAUCAUUGGUUUUGUGCUUCACCAGACGCCAAACAGUAAUGAACAGGGGCCAUCAUGAAGGAAGAGAUAACAGGGGGUUUGCUUUAACGCCGGGGAUAGAGCCAUCAGCAAUAUCAAGGAACUCGAGGUAUCUACAGCACGAUUUUGAACUGGAGUCUGUGGACACUAAACUGUGAUCACCCACGUUAUCAUGCACAUCUGACUGCAUGCUGUAAAAAUGUUAAACACUAAAUUUAAGUAGAGCCUGGCGUUUUAAAUUUCAAAUUUUGAAUCUAUUGAUGCUUUUUUUCCUUCUCUGUUUUGAUAGACUCACUUAGUAACUUCGGUUCUUUAACUGAACCAUAAUGUAGUAAAAGUCAUUUGUACAUAACGUCAAGAAUCAUUAAGUCCUUAUUCCUCUAGAAGUCAAAUUCCACAGUAAAUUAGCUUCCUCUGUCUGGUGCAGAAAUUCAUGUAAAGUUCUAAAGAAGUUCAACGAAAAGAUUCGUGAUUUACUUUAUUUUUCCCCCCCUUUUUUCUUCUUCUUUUUUUUCCCUUCGAUACAUACCUUGUAGCAUUUUUGUCAAUAUUCUAUCUUGGUUCAGCUAUUAAACUUAUAGUUUACAUAAAAAAAAACUAAGACAAGUUUAUGUUGUCCAUGAGGUUAAUUUGCGUUUUCUUUCCUCUUUUUUUCUGUAACAAACUAAGACCAAUAUUUUGCAGUGUAAGGAACACCCGUACACGCAAAGCUCACGAAGUAAAGAUAGUAUGGGAAGAUGAUUUUUCAGUCAUUGACCCAGCCCUCUAUGCAAAAAAAACUCCGAGAACUCCCGAUAGGAGACGAACCUAUGGCAUUCUGAUUACUAGUCCAGAUGCUCUACCACUAAGCUACAGGAUAUUCUUCGAAGCUAGAGACACUAAACUAGGUUUAAGUGACAAACAUCCUGCAAUAUUGCUGCAAGGAAGACAGUCCGAGAAAAUUUUUUAAAGGUCUCUCUGGUUUGUUACACAACAACUAUUCAUCUAAUGGGAUCGAGCUUAACUUUUCAUGAUAAACAAUUUUAGGUAAACUCGUCAUACAUUUACCAAGACACUUUUAAUUUUCUUCGGUUUCAUCUAUCCACUCCAGCAAUAUAAAUUAAUUUCUUUAAUUGACCGAAGCGCAAAAAGUGUCCAUUAUCGUUAAGCUUAGAUAUUGUUGUUAUUACGCGCUGAACAUUAAUUUUCAAAUGCAUGCGAAAAAAUUAGAAUGUGUAUAUUUAAAUGGUAACGAAUGAAAGCAGGAAAUAAUUACACUUGCCUUUUGUCAAAAGUCUCAUAAUUUCUCGAACCUUUUGUGAGACUUUAAACGUUUUUUUUCUUAAUUUGCCGAUUAUACCACGUAUUAAUAUCAUGGGUUAUAAUUGCGCUCACAAUCGUGUGGGUUUAUUUAUUUUUCAUCAAUUGCAUAUUGCCAUUUUAUCAUCAAGAAAAGGAUCGGACACGCGAUUAAAACCUGGCUUCAAAGACAUAAACGUUCAAACCGAUUACUCCAUCGUCUUAGUUCAAAAUAAAUUGGCGAAUUUUUGCAGUCUCAAUAAUCAGUAUAGUUGAGUUUGAUCGUCCGGGUGAGCGUAGUCCUGAAUAGGACUGUUGUUGUUGACAGUGACUGACGUUUCGACAGAGUCGAAGUGAGUUGAAUCACGUCAGUUGAUGGUAUUAUACUCUGGUUAUCGCCCUGAUUGGUCAAUUAUGUCGCGAUGAUGUUGCUAGUCUGUCAGUUAAGCCGUGAUGUUAUUUGCUAUGAAGACUCGUAAUGUAAUUGGUGCUUUAUGUUGAACACCUGUACUUACAGUGUAUGUGUGAUCAACAAAACAUAAUUAAUUCACGGGAUAAAUAUAUCUUAAGUUUCUUUGACGCAUCCAGUUACCUUUCAGAAGCUCUGCGACCUACUGUACUCCAGUCACUUAAGAAAGCCGAUUUCUUGACAUUACAACCUCUCCCUUAAAAUGAAGAAUGUAUCAGCUGCUACGAGCUCAAAUAACAUGUCUUCGUCAUACCAUUCACGAGUAGAGGGUAUAGUGCUGUGCAGCGUUUUCCUCCUGGAAGCUGUCUUAAUUUCCGUGGAGAACUUGCUCACAUUUGUAGUCUUCACAUCAGAGAAAACGCUUCGCAAGAAAAGUCAUUUACUUGUAAUAAACAUGGCCUUUGCCGAUACUAUUUUAGGGGCUGUCGCUAUGCCUUUGUAUGUUUUCUUAUGGAUUGGGCCCACUUUUUGGUUAUGGAAUUAUAA
Porites lobata is the source of this 3119-nucleotide messenger RNA. The record is from the annotation of a GenBank genome assembly. Lineage: Eukaryota; Metazoa; Cnidaria; Anthozoa; Scleractinia; Poritidae.